AGCGGCUGUAACAAAGACCCAAAUAGCGAUUUUGACUAUUCUUCUUAGAUUUAAGUCGUGAAAUACGCCUUUGAAACUUCAUUUUUUUAUAUGGCUUAAAUAGCUUCGUCCCCUUGGGUAUUAAAAAAAUUAAAUGUCACAGUUGUCAUUAUUUUCUUUUGUGCACGAAGUCUGGACUAAAUUUUCCUUACAUUUUCUUGUUAUUUAUUUGUAAUUAUGUGAAAAAAUAAGUAACUAACAUUAGCUUUAGUUGUGUAUUAUUAUAUGGAUAUGUGAUAAUAGUUAAGCGUAGUCAUGUUUGGGUAUAGCAAAGAGGCUGUUAGAGUGAAAGUGAAGAAGUGUGAAGGCAAGCUACAGCCCGAACUGAGGAAGUUUUCGGUUGAUCCCCAGAUAACCUCUCUGGAGGUUUUACAAAGCAUUUUAGUAAAAGCAUUUGACAUCAAGUCUGACUUCACACUGUCAUACCGGACUGCUGAUGACUAUGGUCAGGAGAUCUUCUUGCCACUGCUUUCUGACUGGGAUUUGGAUGCUGCUUUUCUCAAGGCGCAUAAUAUAGCUCAAACUCAGCGCUCGGAGCCAUGCGUCCAGCUCCGCGUAGACAUGAAGCCGUUUGCAGAGGCGUCCGAGGACUGGGAGCCGCCCGGUCUCAGCCCGGCGCCACGCGAGCCGCCGCCCACCGUGGCGCCUGCGCCGCAUCAGCCAGAGAAGCAGGAAGUGCCCACUGGCUUACAGGGGCUGUUUAUGAAUCAGGUCGAGAAGACGUUCAACAUGGUGUCUCGCGCGCUGAACCUGUACGAGGACCCGAACACGCCGCCGCGCGCGCCGCUCUCUGACAGCGAGUUCCGCACCUUCCUCGACGCGGUCGGACAGAUCACCAACACUACCAAGCUGAGAGAAGCCAUUUAUUGCGGCGGGAUAGACCCUAGUUUAAGGAAAGUAGUUUGGAAACACAUACUGAACGUGUAUCCGGAUGGAAUGACGGGCAAGGAACGAAUGGACUACAUAAAGAGGAAAGCCAACGAAUACUACACUCUCAGAGCACGGUGGAAAGACUGCAUACAGAAAGGAAUAGUGAACGCCGACUUGGCGUACGUGACGAGUAUGGUUCGCAAAGACGUGUUGCGCACAGACAGGCACCACAACUUCUACGCCGGCAGCGACGAUAAUCAAAAUAUAGCUUCACUCUUCAAUAUUUUAACCACGUACGCACUGCAGCACCCGCGCGUGUCGUACUGCCAGGGCAUGUCGGACCUGGCCUCGCCGCUGCUGGUGACCAUGGGCGACGAGGCGCACGCCUACAUCUGCCUGUGCGCGCUCAUGGCUCGCCUGCACUGCAACUUCCUGCUCGACGGGGAGACCAUGACGCUCAAGUUCGCGCACCUCACCGAGGCGCUGCAGGUGUACGACCCCGACUUCUACGCGUACCUGAAGUCCCAGCAGGCCGACGACCUGCUGUUCUGCUACCGCUGGCUCUUGCUCGAGAUGAAACGCGAGUUCGCGUUCGAUGACGCGCUUCGAAUGCUCGAGGUGCUUUGGGCGUCGCUGCCGCAGCGCACGCCCGCAGGCGAGCUCCCGCUGGCCGAGCGCGCGGAGCCGGGCUCGCCGCCGCUCAGCCCGCUCGUGAAGGCGCCGCGCGACAACGCCUACACCAAGCUGUGCGCCAUCCGCCGCCAGAGCUCCAGCUUCAGCCUCGCCAGCGUCAAGGCGCCCACGCUGGCCACGCAGCGCCCGCACAACCACAGUCUCGACGAGAGCGCGACGUUGGAGGACUCCUCGCUCAAACGCGCCAAGGAGUUCCAGAGUCUCGACGACGCCGCUUUGCAAACUAUCAAAGCCAAACUCGACAAUGAGGUCGAUACGAGUGAAGAUUCUAAGGAAUCCAAGCUUCCCGAGCCAAAUAUGACGAGCUCGCCAGAUUCUCAGAAACGAGAUCCGAUCCGCGCCAGCAACGGGAGCGUCGUCAAUGGAAAAGCGCACCCGGAUGGAAAGGAUACGACGUUAGGGGGACAAAUAAGAUUGCUGCGAGACAAAAUAUCCGUGCACAAUAACAAGUUCGAUGGCCUCAACGACGUAGAUCCCGACAACAGGCCGAAAGUGAAGAUGAUCAAAAACCUAAACGAAUUCUUGAAUUUCGCGACGAGCAGCAAACCUGAUCCGAUCAGACGGGAAAAACUACAACGAGCACACUCGGUCAUAGAGACCAGUAAGGCGUACCCCAAAAUCACUUUAAACAAAAUGUCUAUGGACGAAAGUGACCUUAGUAAACCGAGCGUCAAGGAGUCCCUCCUAAACAAAAUCAAUAGGAGCAUUUACAACGACGCCAACGACGGCAGCAGCCCCGACGACUCGCAGGAGUACUACCCGAUGACCACCUCCAUGACGCGCGAGCUGAGGCUGGAACUCGAGCAUCUGGAUCGGCAGGUGUUCGGGCCCUCGUACGUCAACCGGUGCAGCAUGAUCGACUCGCCCUCCGACUCCACCAGCACCGAGGAGAAAGGGGACGAGCGGAGCAAGCGGGAGACGAAGGACACACUAGAGCUUCAAACGGAAGUCGGGGAAACGGCAAAGCGGUCACCCAUGGAUACGAUAAAGUCGAACGCCCGGAGCGCGGAAGAUAUUUACCUGUGGGAGAACCCGUUACACAAGCGAGCGGCGCGGGCGGCCUCGUGCCCGCACACGCCGGACGAGCACCCCGAGCUGGAGCUGGACGACACGGCCGACAUCUUCGAGGAGGGCGGCCGCAAGUCCGUCACGCCCAUCCGCCGCCACCGCCCGCCCGACCCGCCCCGCCCGCCCCGCCCGCCCCACGACGCGCAGACCCCCACGGCCACAGACGACGGCGUCUCGAAAUCACACAAAUUCUUCUCGAAUAUGUCGCAGGAGUUGGAAAAUGCGAAGAGAAACUGCGAGUCGCUGUUGAAUGCGAAGCCGACGAAUUUGCACAGUGUCGCGUCGACUAUAAACAACUUCCAAAAAAAGUAUGAAGCUUUAAAACCGCCCGUUCAGAAGACUUUUGCCGCGGGUGACGGCGUUAAAAGUAUAAGCGGGCUGCCGCCGCCGAGCGUGUUCGGCGGCGGGAACCCCUUCCUCAUGUUCCUGUGCCUGACGGUGCUGCUGCAGCACCGCCACUACGUCAUGCGGAACCGCAUGGACUACAACGAGCUGGCGAUGCACUUCGACAAGAUGGUGCGCAAGCACAACGUCAACCGCGUGCUCAACCAGGCGCGCCAUAUGUACGCCAUCUAUCUCAAACACCAGAACAAAGGUGACGUCACCACGUGAACCUGCCUCUCGCUCAUAGUGUAUUUUCGUAAUAUGUAUUUAUCGAAUUGUAACACUAGUAGAGACUAUGAUAUUCUAUUAUGUACAUUCAAUAAUGGAACCGUGGUGGCUAAGUUGAUAGGUACGGACGUGCAAUAAAAUUUGCAUCAGUACAGGUCACAAUAUGUAUACAGUUGUAAAUUUAGCUCUAUAGGUGGGUUCACACAGAGCGAGCAUACGCGCGAGGCAAUUUCCUCCGAGGCAUGUCUACACUGGCCGUUUUGUGCGUGAGGAAAUUGCCGCG
This is a messenger RNA of Cydia pomonella (codling moth), 3565 nucleotides long. Its product is annotated as TBC1 domain family member 25. Gene Ontology annotation, cellular component: autophagosome. The transcript has 9 exons. Gene Ontology annotation, molecular function: GTPase activator activity. Lineage: Eukaryota; Metazoa; Arthropoda; Insecta; Lepidoptera; Tortricidae. Gene Ontology annotation, biological process: regulation of autophagosome maturation; activation of GTPase activity. The record is from RefSeq and is a predicted model, not a curated record. Bases 295 to 3282 code for a protein of 995 amino acids.